Peromyscus eremicus (cactus mouse) is the source of this 3478-nucleotide messenger RNA. It is a transcript of the gene Nedd4l, whose product is annotated as NEDD4 like E3 ubiquitin protein ligase. The transcript is spliced from 31 exons. The coding region runs from base 116 to 3046 and encodes 976 amino acids. Gene Ontology annotation, biological process: ubiquitin-dependent protein catabolic process; regulation of dendrite morphogenesis. The record is from RefSeq and is a predicted model, not a curated record. NCBI's taxonomy places the organism in Eukaryota, Metazoa, Chordata, Mammalia, Rodentia, Cricetidae. Gene Ontology annotation, molecular function: ubiquitin protein ligase activity; protein binding; sodium channel inhibitor activity.
AGCCUCACCUGCCGGCCCUUCCCCGCCGGGCGGCGCAGAAGGACAGAGGGUCGCGGCUCCGCGACGCACUUGAGCCGGUCGCAGCGUCUAGGACCCCGCGUGGGGCACCGGCUCCAUGGCGACCGGGCUCGGGGAGCCCGUCUACGGACUUUCGGAAGAGGAGGGAGAAUCCCGUAUUCUCAGAGUAAAAGUUGUUUCUGGAAUUGACCUUGCCAAAAAGGACAUAUUUGGAGCCAGUGACCCGUACGUGAAGCUGUCCUUGUAUGUAGCGGAUGAGAAUAGAGAACUUGCUUUGGUUCAGACAAAGACAAUUAAAAAGACGCUGAACCCGAAGUGGAACGAGGAAUUUUAUUUUAGAGUAAAUCCAUCCAAUCACAGGCUCCUGUUUGAAGUAUUUGACGAGAACAGAUUGACACGAGACGACUUCCUGGGUCAGGUGGACGUGCCUCUUAGUCACCUUCCGACAGAAGAUCCAACCAUGGAGAGACCCUAUACAUUUAAGGACUUUCUCCUGCGACCAAGAAGUCAUAAAUCGCGGGUCAAGGGGUUCUUGCGGUUGAAAAUGGCCUACAUGCCGAAAAACGGGGGUCAGGAUGAAGAGAACAGCGAGCAGAGAGACGACAUGGAGCACGGAUGGGAAGUUGUUGACUCAAACGACUCAGCUUCCCAGCACCAGGAGGAGCUCCCUCCGCCUCCCCUGCCACCAGGAUGGGAAGAGAAAGUGGACAAUUUAGGCCGCACUUACUAUGUCAAUCACAACAAUAGGAGUACGCAGUGGCACCGGCCCAGCUUGAUGGAUGUGUCCUCUGAGUCUGACAACAACAUCAGGCAGAUCAACCAGGAGGCUGCACACCGGCGCUUCCGCUCUCGCAGGCACAUCAGUGAAGAUUUGGAGCCUGAGGCCUCGGAAGGCGGUGGAGAGGGCCCUGAGCCUUGGGAGACCAUUUCAGAGGAAAUGAACAUGGCAGGAGAUUCCCUCAGCCUGGCUCUGCCCCCACCGCCUGCCUCGCCAGGGUCUCGGACCAGCCCCCAAGAGCUGUCGGAGGAACUGAGCAGAAGGUUACAGAUCACUCCGGACUCCAAUGGGGAACAGUUCAGUUCUCUGAUCCAGAGAGAGCCCUCUUCGAGGCUUCGGUCCUGCAGCGUUACAGACACGGUUGCUGAGCAGGCUCACCUACCCCCGCCCAGCACCCCAACUAGGCGAGCGCGUUCGUCAACUGUCACGGGUGGUGAAGAAUCCAUGCCAUCAGUGGCCUAUGUACAUACCACGCCGGGCCUCCCUUCAGGCUGGGAAGAAAGAAAGGAUGCUAAGGGACGUACAUACUAUGUCAAUCAUAACAAUCGAACCACAACGUGGACUCGGCCAAUAAUGCAGCUUGCAGAAGAUGGUGCCUCCGGAUCAGCCACAAACAGUAACAACCACCUAGUCGAGCCUCAGAUCCGCCGGCCCCGUAGCCUCAGCUCGCCGACAGUAACUUUAUCUGCCCCGCUGGAGGGUGCCAAGGACUCACCCAUACGCCGCGCUGUGAAAGAUACCCUUUCCAACCCACAGUCCCCUCAGCCGUCACCUUACAACUCCCCCAAACCACAACACAAAGUCACACAGAGCUUCCUGCCGCCAGGCUGGGAGAUGAGGAUAGCUCCAAACGGCCGACCCUUCUUCAUUGACCAUAACACAAAGACUACAACAUGGGAAGAUCCACGGCUGAAAUUUCCAGUACAUAUGCGGUCAAAAGCAUCCUUAAACCCCAAUGACCUGGGCCCUCUUCCUCCUGGUUGGGAAGAAAGGAUCCAUCUGGAUGGCCGAACAUUUUACAUUGACCAUAAUAGCAAAAUUACUCAGUGGGAAGAUCCAAGACUACAGAACCCAGCCAUCACUGGUCCGGCUGUUCCUUACUCCAGGGAAUUUAAGCAGAAAUAUGACUACUUUAGGAAGAAAUUAAAGAAACCUGCUGAUAUUCCAAACAGGUUUGAAAUGAAACUUCACAGAAACAACAUAUUUGAAGAGUCCUAUCGGAGGAUCAUGUCUGUGAAAAGACCCGAUGUCCUAAAGGCUAGACUGUGGAUUGAGUUUGAAUCAGAGAAAGGCCUGGACUAUGGGGGCGUGGCCAGGGAGUGGUUCUUCUUACUGUCCAAAGAAAUGUUCAACCCCUACUAUGGCCUCUUUGAGUACUCUGCCACGGACAACUACACGCUUCAGAUCAAUCCCAACUCAGGCCUCUGUAAUGAAGACCAUUUGUCCUAUUUCACUUUCAUUGGAAGAGUGGCUGGCUUGGCAGUGUUUCAUGGGAAACUCUUAGAUGGGUUCUUCAUCCGACCGUUCUACAAGAUGAUGUUGGGGAAGCAGAUAACUCUGAACGACAUGGAGUCUGUGGACAGCGAGUACUAUAACUCUUUGAAAUGGAUCUUAGAAAAUGACCCCACGGAACUUGACCUCAUGUUCUGCAUAGAUGAAGAGAACUUUGGGCAGACCUAUCAAGUGGACCUGAAGCCCAAUGGGUCAGAAAUAAUGGUAACGAAUGAAAACAAAAGAGAAUAUAUUGACUUAGUCAUCCAGUGGAGAUUUGUGAACAGGGUCCAGAAGCAAAUGAAUGCCUUCUUGGAGGGAUUUACAGAACUUCUUCCAAUCGAUUUGAUUAAAAUUUUCGAUGAAAAUGAGCUGGAGUUGCUGAUGUGUGGCCUUGGUGAUGUCGACGUGAAUGACUGGAGACAGCAUUCUAUUUACAAGAAUGGCUACUGCCCCAAUCAUCCCGUCAUCCAGUGGUUCUGGAAGGCUGUGCUCCUGAUGGAUGCUGAGAAGCGGAUCCGGCUACUACAGUUUGUCACAGGCACCUCCCGAGUACCCAUGAAUGGAUUUGCCGAACUUUAUGGUUCCAAUGGUCCUCAGCUGUUUACAAUAGAGCAAUGGGGUAGUCCUGAAAAACUGCCCAGAGCUCACACAUGCUUUAAUCGCCUUGAUUUACCUCCAUACGAAACCUUUGAAGAUUUGCGGGAGAAACUCCUCAUGGCUGUGGAGAACGCUCAAGGCUUUGAAGGGGUGGAUUAAGGCCUCCGGCGCCGGGGGCGCUGCCCUUCCAGCAAGUUCUGCGUGCACUUUUUGCAUUUGCCUGGCAGACUUUUGCAGAGCCGGUGGCAGAAGCAGUUGCCUGGCCUGGCUCUGGAGCCCAGCUUGUCCAGGCCCGUGCCCAAGUUCCGCCAGGGCACGCAGCCCCAGCUCAAGUACCACCCCCUGUCACCACCGAUUCUCAACCGGUUGACGUGUACACUGAUUACAUUUCAGGAGGACUUGAUCUAUUUAUGUUGUGCCUCUGCAGGCAAAGCCCUUAAUAAAUAUUUUGCAUACUUUCUAAUGACAAUGAAUGGAAUUAAUCACGCUACAGGUAUAGUAUUACAACUCAUGUUUACUUUUUAAAAUGAUUUAGACUGAUUUUCAGAUUUUAUUUCAUUACAAUUAAAGAUGUCUCAUGUACUUGGAAAA